AUGAGCAGCGCCGCUGACACCGACGGCACCACGGGCUUGGACGCGGGCGGGGGGAGGCGGCAGAGGUUAGAGGAGGCGGAUGAUAAACUGCCCUCACCCAUCUGCUCUCACCCAUCUGCUCUCACCCAUCUGCUCUCACCCAUCUGGUCUCACCCAUCUGCUCUCACCCAUCUGCUCUCACCCAUCUGCUCUCACCCAUCUGCUCUCACCCAUCUGCUCUCACCCAUCUGCUCACCCAUCUGGUCUCACCCAUCUGCUCUCACCCAUCUGCUCUCACCCAUCUGCUCUCACCCAUCUGCUCUCACCCAUCUGCUCUCACCCAUCUGCUCUCACCCAUCUGCUCUCACCCAUCUGCUCUCACCCAUCUGCUCUCACCCAUCUGCUCUCACCCAUCUGCUCUCACCCAUUGGUCUCACCCAUCUGCUCUCACCCAUCUGCUCUCACCCAUCUGGUCUCACCCAUCUGCUCUCACCCAUCUGCUCUCACCCAUCUGCUCUCACCCAUCUGCUCUCACCCAUCUGGUCUCACCCAUCUGCUCUCACCCAUCUGGUCUCACCCAUCUGCUCUCACCCAUCUGCUCUCACCCAUCUGCUCUCACCCAUCUGCUCUCACCCAUCUGCUCUCACCCAUCUGCUCUCACCCAUCUGCUCUCACCCAUCUGCUCUCACCCAUCUGCUCUCACCCAUCUGCUCUCACCCAUCUGCUCUCACCCAUCUGCUCUCACCCAUCUGCUCUCACCCAUCUGCUCUCACCCAUCUGCUCUCACCCAUCUGCUCUCACCCAUCUGCUCUCACCCAUCUGCUCUCACCCAUCUGCUCUCACCCAUCUGCUCUCACCCAUCUGCUCUCACCCAUCUGCUCUCACCCAUCUGCUCUCACCCAUCUGCUCUCACCCAUCUGCUCUCACCCAUCUGCCCUCACCCAUCUGCUCUCACCCAUCUGCCCUCACCCAUCUGCCCUCACCCAUCUGCCGAUGUAG
Molecule: messenger RNA, 978 nt
Organism: Closterium sp. NIES-65
Lineage: Eukaryota; Viridiplantae; Streptophyta; Zygnematophyceae; Desmidiales; Closteriaceae
Source: the annotation of a GenBank genome assembly